UUCAAAAUGGCGUAUGCCCAGGAGGAAAACACAUGGUCAAAGGCUGAUUUCAAAACUGAAGUACCGUAUACACAUAGUUCACUUUUCGGAAAAUGUAAAAUUUCUUAACAUGAAUAUUUCAAAAUCAUGUGAUGAAGAUGUUACUGUAAGGACAUCGGAAUCAAACGAAGAAUUCACAGAAGAAAAGAUACCAAAGCAAAAUGUAAGACGAAGACGUCGACUUCCUCGCUUGGAUUUCAAUCGAGAUUAUUGGCCGAACGUGCCAUUCAUGGGAAGAAAAAGUUCGAGUUCUCAUCAACAUGUUGUUUUGAAUGAAGAUUCCAGCCCGAUAAGUACGCUGGAGCGGAAUAUUGAAACCGAAAAAGCACUUACUAUUAAACCAAGUCUGGAGAGAGUUCUUGCUUUUGGACGUCGAGCGAAACUUUCACUGUCUAGCUUUGGCCGUUGUCUCCACAAGAAUACCUCAGACGAGUCUGCUGAUGACGCAGAAAUAUAUGUCAAAACGACCGAACCUAGAUUGGAAUUACUGACCCUGACGUCGGUAACUAAUGAGAACGCAGUGACCCCAAGUAAAAGUUUGGAUUCAACUUUAGAGGAAGAGGUAACGAGGGAAACGCCCUGUCUGACCCCUGAUAAAGAGAGCACACCACGUGGUGUAAAUUGAGACACACUCUGGUUAUUGGAAGUGUUAUAUCGGUGAACUGUUGUGAAUACAGUUAUAUUUUGAAUCGUGAAGACGAA
Molecule: messenger RNA, 741 nt
Organism: Mizuhopecten yessoensis (Yesso scallop)
Lineage: Eukaryota; Metazoa; Mollusca; Bivalvia; Pectinida; Pectinidae
Exons: 2
Coding region: 14-664 (216 amino acids)
Source: RefSeq, a predicted model, not a curated record